Messenger RNA from Daucus carota subsp. sativus, 1494 nucleotides. RefSeq lists its product as uncharacterized. The transcript has 9 exons. Bases 146 to 1246 code for a protein of 366 amino acids. Gene Ontology annotation, cellular component: cytoplasm. The record is from RefSeq and is a predicted model, not a curated record. Lineage: Eukaryota; Viridiplantae; Streptophyta; Magnoliopsida; Apiales; Apiaceae.
AUAUAUGUUGAUUUUUUUUAAUAUUUACGGUUUAGAAGCUGGGUUUGUAAUCCCGUCCAAACACCCAUAUAUGUCUUGUAAUUACUUUGUUUUUUAGGUUUGAAUCCGCAAAAGAGCAGUCCAAAAGCCCAAUACAGCAGAGUCUAUGAAAAUGGAGGAAGAAGACGAAGAGCCUCCACUUGCCAUCCAAAUCAACCAAACCCCCCUCUCCCACCACUCCACCGUCGGCGUCACCGUCAUCACCGGCUAUCUCGGCGCCGGAAAAUCCACCUUAGUUAACUAUAUAUUAAACACCCAACAUGGGAAGAGAAUUGCUGUGAUAUUAAACGAGUUUGGAGAGGAGAUUGGAGUGGAAAGGGCGAUGAUUAAUCAAGGAGAUGGUGGUGCACUUGUCGAAGAAUGGGUCGAGUUAGCUAAUGGCUGCAUCUGUUGUACUGUUAAACAUAGUCUUGUUCAAGCUUUGGAGCAGCUUGUUGACAGAAAAGAAAGACUUGAUCAUAUAUUGCUAGAAACCACUGGGUUGGCAAACCCUGCUCCUCUUGCAUCUGUUCUCUGGCUAGAUGAUCAGCUGGAAUCAGCAGUUAAGCUUGACUCUAUCAUCACUGUUGUAGAUGCCCAAAACCUUCGUUAUCAGCUCCAAAGAAAUAGUGACUCGUCCUCCUUUCCUGAAGCAUUUUUGCAAAUUGUUUUUGCGGAUGUUGUAAUUCUAAACAAGGUUGAUUUGGUCUCUCCAGAUGGUUCAGAAUGUGUUUUAGAUGAACUGGAGAAAGAGAUACAUACCAUUAAUUCUCUAGCUCAUAUAAUUCGGUCAGUCAGAUGUCAAGUUGAUUUGUCGAAUAUCUUAGACUGUCAUGCCUAUGAUGCUUCGCAUGCUACUCAUUUGGAAGCCCUAUUGGAAGAACAUAAAUCUCUAACCACCAAAGAUCUACAUGAUAGUGGUGUGAGAACCUUGUGCAUAUGUGAACCUCAUGAGAUUGACUUAGACAAGGUCCGUCUGUGGCUUGAGGAUAUUCUUUGGGAAAAAAAGUAUUGCAUGGAUGUCUACCGUUGUAAAGGUGUUUUGAGAAUUUCAAACUCAGAUCAGCUUCACACUCUUCAGGCUGUCAGGGAAAUAUAUGAGAUUGUUCCCGCACGCAACUGGAGGUCAGAAGAAAUUCAAAUGAACAAGAUAGUUUUCAUAGGUCAUUCACUGAAUGAGGAAAUUCUGCUUAAAUCGUUUAGAGACUGUACACUGGCAACUUCAUGAAUCUAGUUUUCUGCAUAGUUGCCAUGGUUCCGCAACUCUGUCUUUUGAUUUAGCAACAUAGUUUCUCCUUGUACUGGAUGGAAAGAUUGAAGAGGAAGUCUUUGUAGGAGAGGUUUUAUUACAAAUAGUAUAGAUGCAAAUCUACUUUGUAAUUGUUUUUAUAUAUUUCAAAUUUGUACAACGGUGUUGUUUUUACCCUUUUCUUGAGUUUCAGGGGAUAUUCCAUUUGAAUAUCAAGUUACCGAUAA